AGCUGUACACAUAAGAACGCCCCCGCAGUCAAAGGCCGAGAUAUACGCACAGACUGUAUAGCAUUGCCACUGCCUAUACAUGUCCUUAUACUCCGUGUGGUGCUGCAAACUCCAUACAGCUCUCGCUUCUCGGUGUGUGUUUACUGUAUGUGUGCGAGCGUGUGUAUGUGUCACAUAGGCUGGCAGCAGCAUCGCGCACGGCGGCUCAGCUGCAACAUGGCCGCUCAGUGUUGAUCCUCGACGACGUAUAGCCGCUAUAUACGCUCUUGUAUACAAUAAUAAUACUCGUGUAAUAAGUGUACGCCGACUGGGCUGACGUUUAACAGUGAAAAGCGACGUUCGUCGAGUGUCUCGUGUGCAGUGGCAAUUGUUUUUUUUGUGCAUAAGUCUCAGCGACGAGCGAACAGUUUGAAGACCGAGAUCGAGAUGAUCGAUCGUCGGUGAAUUUUUUGCACCACGCCGCUUUCGCGACUUGACACAUAUAACACGCGAGACAGAGAGAGAGAGAUGACUGCUGCGAUCGUACGUACACAGAGCCCAUGUAAACUGCUGCAAGCCCACCUUCGAGACGAAUUCGCUAAGAGCAGAACAUAUCAAUAAAGCAAUAAAAAACUUUUCUUACAGGUGUGUCAGGCUAUACAAGCUUGAGAAAAAUCCACGACGACGGCGGAGCAAGCAGCCAGUGCUAACGGCGGCUGCUACUGUGACGACGGUGGUGGUGCGCUUGUGUUGGCGGUGCAGUGAGAAUAAGCGCGCAAUAAGCGAGAGGGGGUUAUGAUCUCCAUGUCAAUCAUGACACCUAUUUUCCUCCUUGUUCUCUUGUUGGUGAUCGACCCUCUUACCGCGCAGAGCAGUGGUGAGCGUGGCCCACCGAGAUUCCUGGGAAAACCGCAGUCGUUGAAAGUCAAAGCUGGAGGAAUAGCGAGCUUUUUCUGCAGUGCAUCAGGAUCACCGCCACCGCAGAUUCAUUGGCGUAAAAAUGGGAGAAAAAUUACUCAAACUCAGUCGCGAUUCAUGGUCCAUCCAUACGACAACGGCACGCUGCUGCGAAUCGAGCCGGUCCGCACGGGCCGUGACAGUAUCGAGUACGAGUGCUUGGCGGAAAAUGGCGUGGGCGAUGCGGUGACGGCGACCGCAACUCUCACAGUUCACGAAGCUGAAAGACUGCCACAAGGCUUCCCCAUGAUAACUCAAGCACCUACGACAAAGGUCGUGGAAAAAGGUCACAAUGCUCUGUUAUCUUGCGCUGCCGUGGGCUCGCCUACUCCCAUUAUAUCCUGGAUGAAAAAUAUGCUGCCCAUCGACACGACCAAUCCACGCUACACCGUACUCGAAACCGGAUCGCUCCAGAUAACGGAAUCCGAGCCGUCUGAUCAGGGAAAAUAUGAGUGCGUGGCAAACAACACCGUCGGCACGGAAUAUUCAAAAUCGACCAUGCUCUACGUAAAAAUGCGCCGAGUGGCUCCGCAAUUCUCGAUCCCACCGAAUCCCGUGAACGAGGUGAUGCUAGGCUCGUCGUUGAAUCUGACUUGCGUCGCGGUCGGCGCGCCCAUGCCCUACGUGAAGUGGCGCAAAGAGCCCGCCACGGAUCUGACGCCCGACAAUCUCAUGCCACCCGUUGGUAAGAACGUGCUGCAGCUCAAGGACAUCAAGGAAUCGGCCAAUUACACGUGCAUCGCCCAGAGCGAGUUGGGCAUCAUCAACGCCACUACCCUCGUCAAAGUUCACUCUCUACCACUGGCGCCGGAGCACGUUCAGGUCUCGGACGUAACUGCCAUGUCGGUCAAGCUGACAUGGUCUUAUAAAGGUCCCGAUCAAUUGGCUUAUUACGUCAUUCAGCACAAGCCGAGGCACGCAAACCAGGCCUUCGCCGAGAUAUCGGGAAUAACGACCAUGUACUAUCAAGUGCGGACUCUCAGCCCCUACACCGAGUACGAGUUCUACGUGAUAGCAGUCAACGAUAUAGGCAGAGGACCGCCCAGCGCACCGGUCGUCGUGACCACCGGCGAAACAAGCGCCAGACCCGGGAGCGCACCACGCAACGUUCAAGUUCGACCGCUUAGCUCCACCACUAUGGUAAUUCAGUGGGACGAGCCGGAAACACCAAACGGUCAAGUUACGGGCUACAAGGUUUACUACACGACGGAUCCCAGUCAGCCGAUGCCGAAUUGGCAAUUCCAAACGGUCGACAACAACCAACUGACGACGAUAUCCGACUUGACGGCUCACGUGAUCUACACGAUUCGUGUCCAAGCAUUGACGAGCAUAGGUCCAGGACCAUUGAGCACACCGGUGCAAAUCAAAACGCAACAAGGCGUGCCCAGCCAGCCCGAGAAUCUGCAGGCUGUCGACAUCGGCGAGACCUCCGUUACCCUCAAGUGGAAUAAACCCGCUCACAGUGCCGAUAACAUUCUCAGUUACGAGCUUUACUGGAACGAUACUUACGCACAGGAAAAACAUCAUCGGAAAAUUUUGGAACUGGACACUUAUACUCUGACGGGCCUGUAUCCCAACACCCUCUACUACAUCUGGCUGGCGGCGCGCAGUCAACGGGGCGAAGGAGCAACUACCAUACCGCUACCCGUUCGCACCAAGGAGUACGUCCCGGGCGCACCACCGCGCAAUGUAACCGGCUACUCGCAGAGCGCAACGUCUAUAUUGGUCAAAUGGGAGCCACCGCCGAUUGAACGUUCGAACGGCCCCAUCACGUACUACAAGCUUUACUAUGUCGAGAAGGGAAUUAGCGAUUCGGGAUCGACGUUCGUCAAACAGAGCAAGACCGAGUACCUGCUGGAGGAGUUGAAAAAAUGGACCGAGUACAGAAUUUGGGUGGUAGCCGGCACGAGCGUCGGCGAUGGACCGCCAAGUUAUCCCAUAACUGUACGCACCCAGGAAGACGUACCCGGCGAUCCGCAGAACGUCAAGGCAACUGCGAUCAAUUCCACAACGAUACACGUCGAGUGGGAGCCUCCCAAGCCUUACGACCGCAAUGGCAUUAUACGAGGAUAUCACGUUUACGUUCAAGAGGUUCGCGAGGAGAGUCAAACUCAGCUCAAUGAGCCGAUUCUCAGUAUCAUUUUGGAGGAAAAAGUUUUACAAACGAACAUUAGCGGAUUACAGCCUGACACGCGCUACGAUGUGCAAGUUGCUGCCCUCACGCGCAAGGGCGAUGGCGCUCGCUCGCUUCCGGCUCACGUGAAAACACCCGGCGGAGUGCCUGGGAAACCUCAGCUUACCGUCAAAGUUAUGAGUCGAGAAGACCCGAUCGAAAUCGAAGUUGAAUGGAAGAAGCCUCAAGAAACGUUCGGAAAAAUACUUGGAUACAGAAUAAGAUAUGGAGUUAAAAAUCAAACCCUCAAAGAAAUCAACAUCGAGGGUGAUCAGAGAUUCUCGUAUAGAAUAACAGACCUUGAGGAACGUGGAGUCGAUUACGAAUUUCGAGUUGCUGGAAGGAAUGCUAUGGGUUACGGUCAAGAACAAGUUCGAAAUUGGUUUAGUCAGGAAAGCGCACCGAGCGGUGCUCCUAUAAAUCUGAAUUACAAUUUCCAAACACCUGAUACGGUCUGCAUAACUUGGGAACCACCACCACCAAAAUUCAGAAAUGGUCACAUCGUCUCUUACAACGUACAAUUUCAUAAAAAGAUCGAUCAUACGAGCGAGGUAACACGUAAUACUACAAAAACACGGGCUGUCUUCAUAGAAUUAGAAGAGAAUACUGAAUACGUUUUCCACGUCAAAGCUCUUACUCUACGCGGUGGUGGUCCGUACUCGGAGAAGUUGUUUAUUACUACAGACAAGGAUAUCGGUCGAGCGCCAAUGUCGGUGAAUGCUGUGGCAACUUCGGAGUCAAGUGCUGAAGUUUGGUGGGAUCCGGUACCAAAUCUAAGCAAAAUUGUUGGCUAUCAAAUCUUUUACACCACUACUGCUGUUGAGGAUCUCGAUGAAUGGAAAAAUAAGAGCGUUGGCUUAACAGAAUCAGCGGAUUUAUUAAAUCUCGAAAAGUACGCUACUUACGCCGUUGCUGUGGCUGCUCGCUACAAAACUAAUUUAGGACGACUAAGCGUCAAAACUACUGUAAAAGUCUGGCCCGAAGAUGUUCCGUUGCAAUUACGAGCACCGGAAGUUUCGACGCAUUCGAUGGUUCUGUCGUGGACGACACCGCUGAAACUCAAUCCCAUCAACUACAAAAUAUCUUUUGACGCGGUCAAAGAGUUCGUUGAUUCACAAGGAAUGACUCAAACGCAGAUAGUACCAAGACGCACGAUACUCUUGGACGCUAAUACCUUGAGUACCGAAGUCAAAGAUUUGCAGCCAUUCACUACGUACAACGUGAACGUUAGCGCUGUACCCCCAGAUCAAAAGUACAGACCUCCAUCGAAGAUCACUGUCACUACCCAAAUGGCUGCGCCGAAACCCAUGGUCGGCCCUGCUUUUUAUGGAGUUGUUAACGGCGAGGAAAUUCAAGUUAUACUGCCACAAGCUUCCGAAGAGUAUGGACCAAUUUCCCAUUACUACUUAAUCGUCGUGCCAGAGUCCCUGGAAACGGCAAAUAAGCAGCCAGAUGAAUUUACGCAAGAUCAACUGGUUGGCAAAAAUUCUAAAGACAACAAUCCCAAUAAGCCUUAUGUCACUGCCAAAUUUCCUCAUCGUGAUAUUCCAUAUACUUUCCACCUUGGUGACGAUGGUACAUAUGAAGGAUUUUUAAAUGCCAAACUUGACAAAAUGAAGCGUUACAGAAUAUUUGUUCGAGCAAUUGUCGAUACGCCGAGAAAACAUUUGUACACGUCCUCGCCCUUCUCAGAAUAUUUGUCGUUGGAUAUGAGAGAGCCACCACCAGGUGAGCCUCCACGUCGCCCACAUCCGGAUUCGCCCAUCGAUGGUAACCCAGAGGUUUCCGUUGAUAGGAGUGGCCAAGAACCCGGUAUGGUCUGGGUGGUUGGCCCCAUUAUAGCUGCUCUCAUGGUCAGCGUUUGUUUGGUUCUGCUAUUCGUAAUUAAAAAAAGUAAAAAACUCCAAUCAUCUCGUAGACGCAGACAGCCAUGUAAAGCACCUGACCAGACGGCAGUAACAAGGCCUUUAAUGUCCGCUGACAUAAAUACUAAUCACGCUCCGUCCGAUCCAGUCGAGAUGCGUCGGUUGAAUUUCCAGACGCCCGGCAUGAUAUCUCACCCGCCUAUACCCAUUAGCGAAUUAAGCAAUCACAUCGAUCGUUUGAAAGCGAACGACAAUCUUAAGUUCAGUCAAGAAUAUGAAUCUAUAGAGCCUGGACAGCAGUUUACGUGGGAUCAUUCCAAUAUGGAGGUCAACACAUCCAAGAACCGUUACGCUAAUGUAAUAGCCUAUGACCAUUCACGUGUUAUACUGCAAACGGUCGAUGGCAUACCCGGUUCAGAUUACAUUAAUGCCAAUUACUGCGACGGGUAUCGAAAGCAAAAUGCCUAUGUAGCUACGCAAGGUCCAUUAGCGGACACUUUCGGAGAUUUUUGGCGCAUGUGUUGGGAAGUAAGAUCCAGCACAAUCGUUAUGAUGACCAAACUUGAGGAGAGAACGAGAAUCAAAUGCGACCAAUAUUGGCCAACUCGAGGUACAGAGACUUAUGGACAAAUGCAGGUCACGAUUGGCGAUGUUCAAGAACUGGCUACUUAUUGCAUAAGAACAUUCCAAGUCUGUAGACACGGCUACAGCGAGCGUCGCGAAAUCAAGCAACUUCAAUUUACCGCUUGGCCAGACCACGGCGUACCCGAGCAUCCAGCUCCAUUCCUACAGUUCUUGCGUCGCGUCCGUAUUCUGAAUCCGUCCGAUGCUGGCCCACUGAUCGUUCACUGCAGUGCCGGCGUUGGCCGCACUGGUUGUUUCAUCGUCAUUGACUCCAUGCUGGAGCGCAUCAAGCACGAAAAAACAAUUGACAUUUACGGGCACGUCACUUGCCUUCGAGCUCAGCGCAACUACAUGGUCCAAACCGAGGACCAGUACGUUUUCAUUCACGAUGCUCUUCUUGAAGCCGUCAUUUGUGGAAAUACCGAGGUUCCAGCGAGAAAUUUACACUCGCACAUGGCUAAACUAAUGCAGCUAGAAAUCGACAACAUAACCGGCAUGGAGUUGGAAUUCAAAAAGUUGUCGAAUAUUAAAGUCGACUCAACGCGUUUCAUAUCGGCCAACUUGCCGUGCAACAAACACAAAAAUCGUCUUGUACAUAUAUUGCCUUACGAGUGCACUAGGGUAUGUUUGCAACCUCAACGCAACAUCGAGGGUUCGGAUUACAUUAAUGCUAGUCUCAUUGACGGCUACCGUUAUCGCAGCGCAUAUAUUGCCACUCAAGGUCCUCUUAACGAUACUACCGAUGACUUCUGGCGAAUGUUAUGGGAACACAACUCGACCAUCGUAGUCAUGCUGACAAAACUGAAAGAGAUGGGACGAGAAAAAUGUCACCAGUACUGGCCAUCCGAUCGUUCCAUACGUUAUCAAUGCUUCGUAGUUGAUCCGAUUGCUGAAUACAAUAUGCCGCAGUACAUACUACGAGAAUUCAAAGUAACGGACGCUCGCGAUGGCUCGAGUCGUACCGUACGUCAAUUCCAGUUUAUCGAUUGGCCCGAGCAAGGUGUCCCCAAGGCCGUCGACGGAUUCAUCGACUUUAUCGGUCAGGUGCACAAAACCAAGGAACAAUUUGGUCAAGAUGGGCCGAUUACUGUUCAUUGCAGUGCCGGCGUCGGCAGGACCGGCGUUUUCAUCACUCUCAGCAUUGUUCUUGAGCGCAUGCAGUACGAAGGUGUCGUUGAUAUUUUCCAAACAGUUAGGAUACUGCGUACUCAGAGACCGGCCAUGGUGCAAACCGAGGAUCAGUAUCAAUUCUGUUAUCGUGCCAGUCUAGAUUAUCUAGGUUCGUUCGAUCAUUACACUAACUGACAACCGAUGGAAAACAAUACCUUGAUGAGACACGAAAUGAUGAUUGACGCUACUGGAUCGUCGGUCAGGGGUGUUAUCAUCGGUGGCAGUAACAAUAACAAUACCUCGUCGAUGGACCGUUCAAUGGGCCGAAGUCGCGAACACACGAUCGAAAGAGCUGCCAAAGUGCGCAAGGUCUAGUGGUACGACGAGACGUCGUCGUCGCUUACCCCAGCACUACAGCGACGACGUCGCUUCGAUCUGCCACCACCCUCUUCGGGCUUUUCUGCCAGCGAAUUCGACGAGGUUUAAUAGACCAUGACCCAUUUCUCAGUUACUUGACUCUUGACUUAACUACUCAGUUCAUUACUACGCGAGCUUUGAAAAAGUGAUAUAAAUACCUCCCCCCUGACAUUCUCUGUAUACUCUCGAGGAAAUAACCGAAAUAAGCAAAAACAUAUCCAAGUGCAUCUUUUUUGCAAUUCGAUGAUUAACAAUUUUUUUACAAAAUGUAUUAGAAUGUAGGCUUACUUAGAAAUUUAAUGAGCAAAUGAGCGAGUUUCCAAAUGUGAAUGAUGGUAUUACUUAUAUCUUUAUAAUUAACGCGAAUUCGUAAGAGCUAUCUGGAAAACCGGGGUGAUUCCAGAUAUCAAGUGACUAUUAUACUUAUGUUAUUACUGCCUGUAACCCCUUUCUAUACAUAGACUGUGUACAAAUAGUCGUUCAGCAAGAUGACGUGAAAAAGAUUUCGAAAAUUAUGAAUUAUAAGUUUUAUUUUAAGCUUAUGAAUUUAUCAUAAGCAAUAAUAAAUAAACAUUGCCAAAUCCAAUCGUGACAGAAAAAGUUGAAUGACUGAACGAGAAGUUUCGAUAUCUCGUAUAAAGAUGGCUAGGAAACAUUUUGAGUAACUAAAUGUGUUAAACAUGAAUUUUAGGAUGUAAGUAAGUUAGUAAUAAAUGAUUAUAAGUUUUAGUGUGCAUUUAAUAAAAGAGGGUCAUUAGGAAUGCAAAAAUAUUAUAUAGAAGUAUAAUAUAAAAAAUAAAUAUGGAUUAGCAAGUAAUAGUUUUAUAAAACUCUGUACAACUCGUUUAUUCAACGAAUUCAGAGUGGAUGGUGAAAGUGUCAAAAAAUGUGUGAAUAGAUAACAAAGCUGAUGAAGAAAACGCACUAAAUGUUUAAAAAUUUCAAACGUUGUUGACCCGUGUUUCUCGUGGUUCCAAAUUAUGACAUAUUUAAUAUCAUUAAAAAAACGUGUACAAAGAUGAAUGUUAUAAUGAUAUCGAUAAUAUAUACUUAAUGUCGUGUCUUUGAUAUAAUGUUAAAAUGGACGUCAUGAAAUUUUGUAAUGUCUGACGAUUAGUAUUUUCGUAAUGACUGUGUGUAUCACAUUCAAAAUCAUGUUGAUUAAUUUUUUGUGUCAUCGGAACAUUGCAAUAAAUAUUUAUGAAUUUUUUGUGU
This is a messenger RNA of Trichogramma pretiosum, 8340 nucleotides long. RefSeq names its product tyrosine-protein phosphatase Lar (gene Lar). The transcript has 25 exons. Lineage: Eukaryota; Metazoa; Arthropoda; Insecta; Hymenoptera; Trichogrammatidae. Gene Ontology annotation, biological process: protein dephosphorylation. The coding region runs from base 775 to 6903 and encodes 2042 amino acids. The record is from RefSeq and is a predicted model, not a curated record. Gene Ontology annotation, molecular function: protein binding; protein tyrosine phosphatase activity.